AUGACUCUAAUACAGCAAAAGGCACAGUCACUCAUUGGGACUAUCUCAAUUAGGGGUGGGCAAACGGUUCCCGAGCCCCAUAAUCAGUCUCACACUCUCACUGUCACUCUCACUCCCAGUCUCCCACCACCUCUCCACCAUCUGUCACUCCCUCUCCCUCGACUGCCUCGACUCCGACGACGUCCCAAAGAACCCAGCCCAUCAUCGCCGUCGCGACCAUCAUCACCUCAUCACCGACGACAUCCCAGGACCCAGAACCGCGAUUCUCUCGUCUUUGACAACACCAGCGCCGUCGACGACACUGCUACCACGUUUUUGGUGUGGCAGCUGAGUUUUUCUGCCCUUCUCUUGGGGAGAACAAACACACUCAAUCAGAUUGUUCAUUCGGUCCAAGCAACUUCUCCUUACUGCCCUUCUCUUGGGUGUCAAAGAAUUUUGGUUUUAUAUAGAUCGAGCAUACAUUCUUUGAGGAGCAAGACUGAGCUAACUAUUAUGUGGAUUUCAUUUUUAGAUGUUGGAGGACGAUGUAAUAUUGUUAUUUUGGAUGUAUUGUUAAAACUUUAGCCGACCCCACUUAGUGGGAAAAGGCUUUGUUGUUGUUGUUGGAUGUAUUGUUAAAACUUAAUUUAUGAACUUGGAUAUUAGACUUUGUAUUUAGAUUAGA
Malus domestica (apple) is the source of this 664-nucleotide messenger RNA. Lineage: Eukaryota; Viridiplantae; Streptophyta; Magnoliopsida; Rosales; Rosaceae. The record is from RefSeq and is a predicted model, not a curated record.